Messenger RNA from Rhagoletis pomonella (apple maggot), 807 nucleotides. RefSeq lists its product as uncharacterized. The transcript is spliced from 6 exons. Gene Ontology annotation, cellular component: membrane. The record is from RefSeq and is a predicted model, not a curated record. Lineage: Eukaryota; Metazoa; Arthropoda; Insecta; Diptera; Tephritidae. Bases 1 to 807 code for a protein of 268 amino acids. Gene Ontology annotation, molecular function: sucrose:proton symporter activity.
AUGAAAAAAGGGGAAGACUUCAAGCAUGCAUUGAUCUCAUCUGCCGGUGUUGAUCGUGGAAUCACGGGCAAUGUUUGUCGAAAGUCACCUGGCAAUAAUACCAAAGCACCACCAAAAAGCUGUUCAUUUCCACGACUUCUCUUAAUUCCUAAUGGCGAAAGUUUAGGAUACUGGUUUGGGGAUAACUAUCAAGAACCACAAACCUCAACAAUCAAUACCAGAAACGGAAGUAUAAAUUUACAUCGCGUUACUGCUUCAGAAAAUAUAGUAAACUUUCAAUCAAUAAAUAAACAUCCAUGGGGAAUAUUUUUCACAGUAUUGGGAACUGUACUUCUUGACUUCGAUGCGGAUGCAUGCCAAAGCCCAGCUCGAGCCUAUUUACUUGAUAUAUGCCUUCCAGAGGAUCAUGUCAGAGGUCUUUCUACUUUUACCAUAAUGGCAGGCUUGGGUGGCUUCAUGGGUUAUUCCAUGGGAGCUAUCGACUGGGAUAAAACAAAUAUUGGAAAAAAGCUUGGCGGACAUGUGAAAACGGUUUUUACAAUGGUCACCUUCAUUUUUACCUUUUGUGUAACAUUGACAAUUACAAGCUUCAGGGAAAUUCCAUUAUGGGUGCUUGCCGAAUCUAAAUAUGGUAAGGUUAAAGGAGUAGACUCAGACGACAUAAAUAUGGGAACAUAUGAUGCCAAUAAUCAAAUUACUCAUGCCAGUGAGGUGGUUCAAAGCUGUUGUCUACUUCCCAAAAUGACCGCACUAUGUCAUGAGUGCAUCGAUGAUCUAUUUCCCAAUCAAGUGAAUUUGUUGCUGUAG